AUGACGUGGAAGAAACUGGGCUCUGGCAACUUCUCCAACUGCCCCAAUGGCUCCCGCCAGUGGAUAUGGGAUGUGUUUGGUGAAUGUGCCAAGGACGGCUGGGAUGAGGCCAGCGUGGGCCUAGGUUUGAUCUCUAUUUUCUGCUUUGCUGGAUCUACCUUCCCGCAGUACAUCAAGGCCUGCAAAGCAGGUAACAUGGACCAGGCCCUGUCCCUGUGGUUCCUGCUGGGCUGGCUGGGUGGAGACUCCUGCAACCUCAUUGGCUCCUUCCUUGCUGACCAGCUGCCCUUGCAGACCUAUACAGCGGUGUAUUACGUCAUGGCAGACCUGCUGAUGCUGACGCUGUACUUUCAUUACAAGUACAAGAAGCGCACCUCCCUAUUGUCUACCACCAUCAAUGCUGCACUCUUGCUCAUCUUGGGGACAGUGUUUUCCACCCCUCUGCUGAGCAGGCUUGACCCUGUGACCACCCCGAGGGAGGUCUUCCGGGGGCGGACACUCCUAUCCUUGGAGUCAGGCAGUAAGCCUUUCACCCAGCAGGAAAUCAUUGGCUUUGUCAUCGGCUCUGUCUCCAGCGUCCUGUACCUGCUCUCCCGGCUGCCUCAGAUCCACACCAACUUCCUGCGGAAGUCGACCCAGGGGAUCUCUUACUCGCUGUUUGCACUGGUCAUGCUGGGGAACACGCUGUAUGGGCUGAGCGUGCUGCUCAAAAACCCUGAAGUGGGCCAGAGUGAGGGCAGCUACCUGCUGCACCACCUGCCCUGGCUCGUGGGCAGCCUGGGCGUGCUGCUGCUCGACAGUGUCAUCUCUGUUCAGUUCCUGGUCUAUAGGAAUGUUGCCACGGCCACCUCGGAGAGCGAGCCCCUCCUCCCCAGCUGA
Orycteropus afer afer is the source of this 879-nucleotide messenger RNA. RefSeq names its product solute carrier family 66 member 1 (gene SLC66A1). Bases 1 to 879 code for a protein of 292 amino acids. NCBI's taxonomy places the organism in Eukaryota, Metazoa, Chordata, Mammalia, Tubulidentata, Orycteropodidae. The record is from RefSeq and is a predicted model, not a curated record. The transcript is spliced from 7 exons.